AUGGAGAGGUUUCUGAAACAGUAUGAUAAGGAGAGAAUGAAGAUGGCCAUGUUGAAGCAUGAAGAAACUUUCAGACAACAAGUUCAUGAACUUCACCGUCUGUAUAGAGUUCAAAAGAUACUGAUGAGUGAUCUGAAGAUUAAAGAGUUGAAGAGAGAACAGAGAUGGAGAGAAGAAAGGCGAAGAAUUCCUCGGCAACUUGAUCUUGAACAGCCUGCAGAAGAGUAUAUAGAAGGUGAGGAUAGGCAUGGGAUGAUUGAAAGUGAUGAUGAGAAUUACUUAGAGCUGACAUUGGCCACCGGGAGAAGCCGAAGAAAGAAGGAUGAAAGAUCAUAUACUUCAGACUCCGGCACGAGCUUUUCUUCGUCUUCAUCGGAGUCUGGUAGAAUUAAGCUCAAUGGAUUUGAGGUUGAAGGUGGUGUUAGAGAGGAUAGAAUGAAGCAGUAUCCUCCUUGGCUCUUUCAAUGUUUGAGUCUUAACAUGACAUGA
Dioscorea cayenensis subsp. rotundata (Guinea yam) is the source of this 489-nucleotide messenger RNA. RefSeq lists its product as uncharacterized. Lineage: Eukaryota; Viridiplantae; Streptophyta; Magnoliopsida; Dioscoreales; Dioscoreaceae. The transcript has 3 exons. Bases 1 to 489 code for a protein of 162 amino acids. The record is from RefSeq and is a predicted model, not a curated record.